GAGCUGAUGGUGGAGGAGGCAGAGCCGUACAUGUGUGUCUGUCUGUGGACAGAGUGGUGUGUGUGUGUGGUGCUGCGGAGAACCUUGUAUCUGUGCUCCUGGGGAGAGUGAGCAGUGCAGGAGGCAGAGCGCUCGUUGUGCCUGUGCUGAGAGGAGCCGGCAGUGCAGUGGAGCCAGUGUCCGUGCUCUGUGUCCGCCGUCUCUCGUCCACGUUGGCUUGGCCACCGCAGCCGCCCACCAUGACCCAGCCACGGAGCGGGCUGGUGUCUGACAUCCAGACCCGAAUUUGCAACGACAGCUUCAGCAACCACUACGUACUAGUGGGCAAAGAGCUCGGCAGAGGCAAAUUUGCAGUCGUUAAAAAAUGCACUGAAAAAGCUACAGGAAAGGACUAUGCUGCCAAAUUUAUGAGAAAAAGGAGGAAGGGUCAAGACAGCCGAAUGGAAAUUAUUCAUGAGAUUGCUGUAUUAGAAUUGGCCAAAUCCAAUCCAUGGGUCAUCAACCUGUAUGAGGUGUAUGAGACAGCGUCAGAAAUGAUUUUGAUUUUGGAAUAUGCUGCUGGUGGUGAGAUUUUUAACCAAUGUAUAGCUGAGCGAGAAGAGGCCUUCAAAGAAAAAGAUGUCCAACGACUCAUGAGACAGAUUUUGGAAGGUGUUGCUUUUCUGCACAGAAAUAACGUAGUGCACCUUGAUUUAAAACCUCAAAAUAUUCUUCUGACGAGUGAAACACCCCUGGGAGAUAUUAAAAUAGUUGAUUUUGGCCUUUCGAGAAGAAUCAGUAAUAAUGAAGAGCUGAGGGAAAUCAUGGGAACACCUGAAUAUGUAGCUCCUGAAAUUUUAAAUUAUGAACCAAUUAGCACUGCAACAGAUAUGUGGAGUAUAGGUGUUCUUGCAUAUGUCAUGCUGACGGGGAUCUCGCCUUUCUUGGGAGAUGACAAGCAAGCAACUUUUCUCAACAUUUCUCAGAUAAAUCUCAGUUUUACAGAUGAAGAUUUUGAGCAUGUCUCCAAACAGGCCAUAGACUUCAUUAAGUCACUUCUUGUAAAGGAACCUGAAGAACGAGCUUUAGCUGAGGAAUGUCUUGAACACCCAUGGAUGGCACACGAAUGCGAUGAAACUGGAUUUGUCACGGGAAGUUCAGUCGGCCCCCCCGAAUCCACAGUUUCAGAAGAAUCAGAAAGGCAAAGUCAAGACACUGAGGAGCUUAUUGUCAUGGCAUCAUACACACUGGGACAGUGUAGACAGUCGGAGAAAGAAAACCUAAAAACGGACCAAAAAGCCAUUUCCAAACGCUUCAAGUUUGAAGAGCCCUUCAAUACCUUACAGGAGAUUUCGGGAGAGUUUAUCUAUUGAGUAAUGAGAUGAAGCACUCUAUAUUUGACAGUACUUUUUAUUUCUUCCUCUGCGGAUAUUCAAGUAGAAAAAAUUUAAUGUCCAAACACCAAAAACGAAUGUGCCUAUCUUAUGGAUUUAAUAUGCAUGAAAUGCUCAGACUAAAGCCAAACAAAGAGCUGUAAGAGAUAGUAUAUAAUUGAUGAACAUUUCGAGGUGCAGUUGGUGUUGGUUUCACAAAAGGUGGCUAGCUGUGUAUCGUGGGGAAAUUAUUGGUUCUAUUUGCACAGUGGGUGGUGACUGAUCGUGGGGGCUGGUGAAUAAAAGUUCUGAAUAGAUUCUUUAAGCCAUUGUACAGUUAGCAAUAUAUUUUAAACGUGCAAUACUUGUGAGUAAUGCACUUGAUACUUCGUAGGGAAUCUGAAAAUACCUGUUUUCUGCAAAAAAUUGUUCGCAAAUAAUGCACGUUUGACUUUGUUACCAACUGGAACUAUUCGCAACAUUCCUUAAUUUUUUUUAUGUACAUGAUUUAUACAACUAGAGUUGGUGUUCUUGAUGGCUUUUGUCAUAGUUGAUUUAUAUUACUAUUUUUUGAAUAAUAUUGAUUGUGUAUGUAUUUUUGUUCAAAUAGUUUUUAUGAUAUUUUGCUCAAGAUUUCAAUGAUAGGUGCAACUGUUGUGCCUUGCAGAUUAGAAAUUAAUAUAGUAUUCAUUAUGCAGAUGACUGCAAAAUAGUUUAGUUAAAUAUACAGCGAUUUGUUGGUAACCUGGAUAACUUUUUGGAACAAUGAACACAUUUUGUUGGUUUUGAUUAGUUAGAAAGCUUUUACGAAAUCACUUUUCUAAAUACCUUUAUUUAACUUGCUUAAAAUGAAAUGCCCAUACUACUCUCUGCAGGCAAUUGAAUAGAGUACAAUACUUUAUUGCACUGUACUGUGCAAUAGUCAUUACAGGAGGCUUGUCUCGAGAGGUUCACGCCAAUGGAUCAGGCACAAAGUUCUGUUCAGCAGCUGGUGUUCAUGCCAAGUUGUAUUUAUUCCAAUUCCUAAUUGUAUAGCACAAAUGUAUAAUCUUUUGCAAUACUCUCCCUGUCUUUAAAACAAAAAAUAACUUGGGGAUUCCUGACCACAGUCAUGUUUUAAUUAUGUUUUUAAAAAGUAAAGAUUUUUUUAAGGUGAUCUUAAUCUUGAAUCUUAAGUUUAUCUUAAAUCCAGUUUUUGUUCAUUUCCCCACAUCUCCUUACCCAAUACCCGUUCACAAUAAAGUGCUGCUCAUUCUCAUACAAAUGUUAACCUGAAAAUGAGCAGCUACAUUGAAUAAUUGGUUCUUUUCAGACUCUGAAGUGUUUAAUCUGGAACUUCCAGUCUGCAGGAUUCAUCUGCAAGUGGUGCUCAAUACAUUCGUAUCUGAAAGAACAUUCCUUGUGCUACUGAGAAUAUGUUUGUUUCUGUAUUUAAAAAGUCAGCCAGUUUUCUUGAUGUAAAUUUCCCUCUGAGUUUAAGGUAGCAAUAUUUUCUUGAUUAUCUUGUUUUCUAAACAAUGUUGUGUUGAACUUUGCCUUUAUUUACAGGUCAAUACUGUAAAAUUAAUCAACUGCUAGCCAGUGCUUGUACCUAUGAUAUUGUGAAACCAUAUUCUACGAGGGAAAAUACAGCAGUUUCUGUAUUUUCAUCAAAGAUGUGUAUAAUUCCUUUAAUAAACAUAUCUGGAUGCAUUGAUUU
This is a messenger RNA of Amblyraja radiata (thorny skate), 3051 nucleotides long. RefSeq names its product serine/threonine kinase 17a (gene stk17a). Gene Ontology annotation, molecular function: protein serine/threonine kinase activity; ATP binding. Bases 240 to 1352 code for a protein of 370 amino acids. The record is from RefSeq and is a predicted model, not a curated record. The transcript is spliced from 7 exons. Gene Ontology annotation, biological process: positive regulation of apoptotic process; intracellular signal transduction; protein phosphorylation. Lineage: Eukaryota; Metazoa; Chordata; Chondrichthyes; Rajiformes; Rajidae. Gene Ontology annotation, cellular component: nucleus.